AUGAGGAUCCCAGCCAACACUCUCCCUGCUACAAGGAUCGCCGUAGUUCAAGGCGACGACGGACAUCUCCGAAUCGACCAUGGAGUUCCGAUGCCGGUGCCAAAGCCGAAUGAGUUGCUGGUGCAGGUCAAGGCGGUUGCGAUUAACCCCUGCGACUACAAAAUGUACGAGCGGUUUCCAGCUCCGGGCGCCAUCGACGGAUGCGACUUCUCGGGAGUAGUCGUCGGACUCGGCGCUGACGUGAAAACCUUUCGGACUGGGGACCGGGUGUGUGGGGCCGUGCACGGAUCAAACCCGCUUCGGACUGAGGUCGGGUCUUUUACCGAAUACACCGUCGCUGAGUCUGAAUUCACGCUCAAGGUUCCACCCGACAUGUCCUUCCAGGAAGCCGUAGGUUUGAGCGUCACCGGACUGAGCACUCUAGGAAUGGCCCUGAUCAAAGGCCUUGCCUUGCCGGGGACCCCUGAGGAGCCUUCAGCCAAGCCACUAACGGUUCUGGUCCACGGAUCCAGCUCGUCAGUGGGAACCUUGGCACUGCAGUUGCUUCGCCUAAUGGGCCAUGUUCCUAUUGCGACCUGCUCACCUAAGAAUUGUGAGCACGCAAAAAAACAUGGCGCAGAGGAAGUCUUUGACUAUAACGACGAGACUUGCGCCGCAAAGAUCAAAGCAUACACGCGCAACUCCCUGUCUUACAUUCUAGACCCAUUCACGGACGCCAAAAGUGUUGCGCUCUGCUUCGGUGCCAUGGGACGGGCGGGGGGUCGAUAUGAGUGCCUGGAAAUGUAUCCUCCGUACGCAACCGACCGCAAGUCUAUCAAAGUGCACUUCACCAUGGGUAUGGGUAUCCUGGGUCACCGUCUAGAUCUGGACUACGGUUAUGAGCGUGACGAAGACCCCGCCAUGCGCGCUUGGGGGAUGGAGUGGUAUCGAAGCUUGCAAUGGUUGCUUGAUCAACGCAAGUUGAGGCCUCAUACGCUAAAAGAGCUGCCGGGCGGGUUUCAGGGCAUACUGGAAGGUAUUGGAAUGUUGAAGAACAAGCAGGUCUCUUGCGAGAAGCUGAUUGUGACCAUCGAUGCGUCUUGA
Molecule: messenger RNA, 1083 nt
Organism: Colletotrichum higginsianum IMI 349063
Lineage: Eukaryota; Fungi; Ascomycota; Sordariomycetes; Glomerellales; Glomerellaceae
Product: Zinc-binding dehydrogenase family
Exons: 2
Coding region: 1-1083 (360 amino acids)
Molecular function (GO): oxidoreductase activity, acting on NAD(P)H
Source: RefSeq, a predicted model, not a curated record